Messenger RNA from Eubalaena glacialis (North Atlantic right whale), 642 nucleotides. Its product is annotated as basic proline-rich protein-like. Bases 1 to 642 code for a protein of 213 amino acids. NCBI's taxonomy places the organism in Eukaryota, Metazoa, Chordata, Mammalia, Artiodactyla, Balaenidae. The transcript has 2 exons. The record is from RefSeq and is a predicted model, not a curated record.
AUGGGUCUCAACCUUCUUCCAUCCUUUCUCUCCCGCUUAGAAAAACAGGAGUGCAGGAGCCUCGGAGCGGGGAACCAAGAUCUCCACCACGGAAACCCGAACUCCCGAGCCGGAGGCGGGGGCCCUCCCUCCAGCAGAUGGCUCCAGCCCGGGGUCUCCAGUCGCUUCCAGGCCUCUUCGGGAGACUCGGGCCUCCCAGAUCCGCUCCCCGGAGCUCGCCGCCCCCCGAGCCCGGCUUCGCGCGGGCGCCCACAGCCCCGCCGGCCCCGCCUGCAGCCGGCAGGCCCGUCACCAGGCAACAGUCGCCAGCCCCGGGGACCUUGGGAGGCCUACCCCGGGCGCGGGUCCUUCCCCAUUCCUUCUCGCUGCCUGGGGAGCCCAAGCGAGAGCGCGGCCGGUGAAGGAGGUCGUUCUGUGCCCGUGGGGGGGUCACUCACCUCUUCCCCUUCUCCCCCGGGAGGGGCGGUGCUGGGGCUCUUUUCCCCCGCCCCCCCAAACGCCUCCUGGCUGCUCCUGCUCAGCCCCGGCGCCUGGCCACUGCCGCCGGCUUACUCCAUAGCCUCUCACACUCGCGCGGCCUCAAAGGCUGGAACCGGAGGAGGGAAGGGGGAGGGGAGGGGAGGGACUGGGGAGGAAGAGUAA